AUGAAUGCGGUUGGAAGACGAGCACCAUGGGCUCGAGAAGGAGCUCCAGUCGUUUUGGCGAGCAUCUUUUCAUUCGCAUUUCUGCUGCUGCCGAUAUUGCCUAUCCUUACGGCCUGUAAUGAGGAGGCAACGUACUUGGGAAGGUUUCGCUCGAAAAGGAGGUUCAUGUCGGGAAGUGCCAUGCGCGGAAGCGGCAGGUCGAAACCGUACUCGGAGCAGGAAUAUAAGGAUUGUUUGGCCAGGCAACCGUAUCGAUGGACAGUUUAUGCGAUUUACGUGAUUUUGUGGAUGCUCGUCUGUUCCCUCGCCUUCCUCGCAUAUACAACCAUGCGAGCCGGCCCACAAUCGCGAGCUACUCGCAUCAUUGUCGGCAGUCUCCUCCCCCUAUCAAUCGUCUGCGCCACCGGGUUGGCCAUUGGGCUGACGGUAGAAUCAUUUGAU
Molecule: messenger RNA, 441 nt
Organism: Mesorhabditis spiculigera
Lineage: Eukaryota; Metazoa; Nematoda; Chromadorea; Rhabditida; Rhabditidae
Source: the annotation of a GenBank genome assembly